Ambispora gerdemannii is the source of this 624-nucleotide messenger RNA. Lineage: Eukaryota; Fungi; Glomeromycota; Glomeromycetes; Archaeosporales; Ambisporaceae. The record is from the annotation of a GenBank genome assembly.
AUGCCAAUUGGAUUAGAAAAUGUAUAUAAAAGUAGACUUGAUACAUCGAAAUGGGAUUAUUCCCAAUUAAUCGAUCCGUAUGGCUUCAGAUGGGAAUACGGUAUUACUCCAUUCUCGGAUUGGCAGAUAAUAGUAGGUUCAUGGGCCCUUUACUUUACGACUAUUUUCGGAUUAAAGACUUAUAUGUCAUCAAGAACAGCUUUCAGCCUAAAAUAUAUUACUGCGUUACAUAAUUUUAUCUUAAGUGCUUGGUCAGCUGGAAUGUUUAUAUAUGCAGUGAUUGAUUUUAUUGAUCGAUGGCAGACGCGUGGAUUACCUGAAUGCUUUUGCACUUCAGAUUCUUCAUCUAUUUCCGGUCGUUUAUUCUACACCACAUAUAUUUAUUAUCUUUCAAAGUUUUAUGAAUUGUUCGAUACAAUAAUUUUGGUAUUAAAAAAGAAACAAUUGAUUUUUCUGCACUGGUAUCAUCAUGCUAUCGUAAUUACGAUGGUAUGGUCAUGGUUAGAAGAAGCAAACCCGUAUUCGACAAUUGGAAUGAUUGCAAACACAUUUAUUCAUAUAUUCAUGUAUUACUAUUACUUUUCCGCAUCGUUGGGUCGAUCAAUUUGGUUCAAGGUUAACUAA